GAACCUCCGGGACACACACUAGAACACGUUGGAACUCUCAAGCCACAAGUCUAGAGUCACUCUUUACAAAAGAUUACGGAGUUGCACAACAGACGCCAUGACGGAAACGGUGGCCGAAGACUACAAAUACCCAACUCUGACUCUCUCCAAACAAAGGAAAGAGAAAAAGGAGGAAAAAGACGAGGUCCAAGUCUUGGAGCAGGAAGGCCUAGAAGCCAUCACCAUAAGAAAACGCCAGGACGACGAGGACGCCUCUCUCGAGCUCCAGACCGGAGAGAGAAAGACACUGGUGAGACCUCACGCUCUAGAAGCCCCAGACGUCGUUCAGUUGACGAGUGUCUUGAUGAAUUGGAUAAACGAGGUCUUGGCCGACCGUCGAGUCAUCGUACGUCAUAUUAGAGAUGACCUGUUUGACGGUCAGGUGUUGUCCGAGCUGCUGGAAGAGCUGGCAAGCGUCAAGAUCGAGCAUCAGCCUUAUGUUGGUCUCAGCACGCAGAUGCAGCGGCUGAAACUAAAGGCAGUACUGAAAGAAGUCUCCAAGAUACUAAAAACUGAUAAUCCAAAGUGGUCUGUUGAUUCGAUCCACAGUCGGGAUCCGAUUGCGAUUUUGCAUCUUCUCGUUGCUCUGGCGAGGCAUUUUCAUUGUCCGUAUCCUCUGCCACAUAAUGUUAAGCUGCGUGCUAUUGAGGUGACAAGUGAUACGACUAGAAUCGUACACCGAGAUAUUCUGGAGGAACUAACUGGAGAGGAAGUCAUUCCAGAUGAAGAUGGCGAGUGGCCUUCUACCGAACCGGAUGUGUUCGACACUUUGUUUGACUCGGCGCCAGAAAAGGUCGAGACGGUCAAACAAUCACUCGUCAAUUUUUCGGAUCGUCAUCUCACACCUUUAGAUCUUGGAAUAAAAAAUCUUGAAGAUGACUACCAGGAUGGCACUCGGUUUAUUAUACUUAUGAGUGCUCUGGAGGGAUACUUUGUUCCUAUGUGUUACUAUUACCCAUCUCCGAAGACUACCAAAGAGAUGACAGAGAAUGUGCAACAUGCCAUGAAGUUGAUGAAAGAAGCAGGAUUGAAGAAGACGAAAGCUCAAGCGAAGGAAAUUGUCGAGAAAGAUCCCAAGGCGAUCAUGCGAUUAUUGUACAAUGUUUUUCAUAAGUAUAAGAAUUUAUAGUGUGCUGUCGUUUGUUUGGACAAGAAAAAUGAUGUAGACAUUGAUAUUAGUUGAUUUUUAUCUUGAGACUCUUCGGUAUGUUGGAGGUUACUUUGUGGGGAGGUAAUUGACUGUCAUCAUGGUGGGGAUGACUGAUAAAUUGAAUAAGCGGUUAUAGUCA
This is a messenger RNA of Corticium candelabrum, 1328 nucleotides long. Its product is annotated as alpha-parvin-like. The coding region runs from base 98 to 1168 and encodes 356 amino acids. The transcript has 2 exons. The record is from RefSeq and is a predicted model, not a curated record. Gene Ontology annotation, molecular function: actin binding. Gene Ontology annotation, biological process: actin cytoskeleton organization; substrate adhesion-dependent cell spreading; establishment or maintenance of cell polarity. Gene Ontology annotation, cellular component: cytoplasm; actin cytoskeleton; focal adhesion. NCBI's taxonomy places the organism in Eukaryota, Metazoa, Porifera, Homoscleromorpha, Homosclerophorida, Plakinidae.